GUGAAAACGGUUUUGAAAAAGCAAUUGAAAAUCGAGAUUGAACAGUUGGAUUGAUUGUAAACCACAAAUCCCAUUACGCACAUCCUCAGGACGCCAUCUUUGACGCUCCGACGUUGAUGAAACUGACGGUUGCUCACGCUCGAGCCGCAACGCCGACGGCUUUAGGGCCACGCCCCUCGGCCCUCUCGCUCCUCCCUCUCCUUCCCAGAAUCGCAGCCCCGCCUCUCAGGGUUGCGUGCGCACGGAUCAUUACUGAGGCUGGUCCAGCGCCUCCAGAGGUGAACGGUAUUAGAUUUUGAUUUGUUUCUCUUGAUGGAGACAAUUCAACACAGUGAAGCAACGCUGAGGACAGCACUAAUAUCUAACCAUAAGGAUGUGAUUGACCUCUACCAAAAAUUCAGUCCAAGAGUGAAACAUCUCCUAGAAGAAGCUUUUCAGCCAAAUAGCAACCUUUUUAAACCUAUUGUGUUGCAUUCGAAGUCUGACUGGAUCCAUAGCCACCCAGAGCCAAAGCAAGAUUUCUACGCAUUUUACAGUAGUCCGCAUAGGAAGUCACCAGUUCCUGGGAAAAACAUUAUUUACAUUCAGACCAUUGGUUCAUUUGGUGAUUCACAGACAGCUACUGAGACAUACAUCCACUGGUUAAAGGAAUACUGUGAGUCAUUUUUCUAUGGCCUGAAGAUCAAAUUCUUGGAUCCUGUUUCAGUAUCCCAAAUUGGCUGUGUGUUCCGUGUCAAUGCAUAUUCACACAAUCUGCAGAUACAUACAGGUAGUAUUCUUAAGUACCUGCAGAAGAAAAAACCCAAAGAUGCUUUCUGUAUUGUUGGAAUUACAAUGAUUGAUCUUUAUCCUGAAGAAUCCUGGAAUUUUGUGUUUGGACAGGCAUCUCUUACAGAAGGAAUGGGUGUUUUUAGCUUUGCUAGAUAUGAUGAUGACUUUUACACCACAAACUAUAAAGGAAAGCUGAAGAAAAAGAAACAUCUGGCUCCUGACGAUUAUUCUGUUUUUGAAGGAUACUACACACCACCUAUUGCAAGCAAGUUGCUGCUGAGAUCAUGCAAGACUUUAACGCAUGAAAUUGGACAUAUUUUCGGCAUGCAUCACUGCCAGUGGUUGCAAUGUGUAAUGCAGGGUUCUAACCAUUUAGAGGAGUCUGAUCGACGGCCAAUUGAUCUUUGCCCUAUUUGCCUAAGAAAACUGCAGUACGCCAUUAACUUUGACAUUCAAGAGAGAUAUAAGGCUAUGCUGAGAUGGAUUGAGGAUGAUUCUCAUCCUGAGUUUUUGGUUGGAACUGUGCUGGUAUCUCAUAAACCCAUGGAUGCAUUCAAAGACUGGAAAGAAUGGUUGCUACAGUGUCUGCAGGUUUUGGAGGAGUGAACUUUAAUAAAUGCAAGUUACUGAUGGCACUGGUGAGGUGUGGGAUACUUUUGAACUCUUUCAAAGAAGUUUUCAUUAUUCAUGAAGUCCAAGCUCUACUAAAUCAUUAAUGAUGUGACUAGAUACUGAAUAAAGAAUAUUGUAUACAUUGCGCAUUAUCUUAUAAAUCUGCAUCCGUGCUUUGUUACAGGAAGUCUCAGAAAAUUUGGUGUACAUUUUGAUAAAGAAGCAAAGACAUUUUUGCCACAGUUGUUGAAAAUAUGCUGUGGAUUAUGUAAAAUUCCUACUUAGGAAAAUGAGUGAAGCAUAUCAUUAGGUUGGAAACAGUGAGGACUGCAGAUGUGGAAAGUCAGAGUUGAUAAAGUGUGGAGCUGGAAAAAAACACAGCAGGCUUAGCAGCAUUAGAGGAUUAGAUUCCCUACAGUAUGGAAACAGGCUCUUCAGCCCAACAAGUCCAAACCUACCCUCUGAAGAUCAAUCCACCCAUUCCCAUUCCCCUCCCCAUUGUUUACCCCUGACUCAUGCACCUAACACUAUGGGUAAUUUAGCAUGGCCAAUUCCCAUGAAUUGGAAACCAUGAGUCCUGAUGAAAGGUGCUGACCAGAAACAUCUAUCCCCGGCUCCUCUAAUGCUGCUUGACCUGCAGUGCUUUUUCCAGCUCCACACUUUAUCGAAGCUUGUCAUUAGAGUAAAACUUGUUUCAAUUAGGAGGUUUUGCGCUUUUGUGCAUAGAUUAUAUAUGUGCACAGCUAAUGCUGAGUGGUUGAGAAAACCAAGGAGUAGGCAUAGCACUUACUUUCAGACUGAGUCACUAAAGUAGUAUUAUGUUUUUGCUCAUCAAAACUGUUGAAUGUUGUGGCACAUGGCAUCAAAUUAAAGUUGAGAUUAUAUUGAUAUUUAGAACCUUGUUUUCUGGGUUUUUGCAGUAUGUAUGGCAGUAGGAAAGAGAAAGUAUUUUAGCUUUAUGGAUUGCAUUGGUUUACUUAUAAUUAGCUGCAUUUAGUUUAUCCUUUCUUACAUGUAAACAAGCAGAUUCACAACAGGAUUUAAAGCUGGACCGAUUACCUAGAAAGUCGACUAUGCAAUUUCUUCUAAGUACUACACGGCCUCCUAACUUUCCAAAAUAGUGGCAAGGAAUUACAUAUAGUAAGUCCAAAGAAAAGUAUGUUACCCUCCCUGCUAGCGAGCGUUAGGUAUUUUACAACUGCAAAUAAGGAUCCUACUGUUAGCUUGAGGACUCUACUAGAAGAUUGAUUUUCUUUUCCCUCUAAGGCACUUGGUGUCAUUGUGGGAAACUAACUCAACAGAAUCCCAGUGGGAGAGAUAAAGGUGAAGUGACUUAUCUCUGAUGUCUGAAUCUCUGACCAAACUCUUGUUUCAAGCCUGCUUGACCAUGGCCGAAAAUUAGGCAUUCCAGAUCUUUUUGUGUUUUAUGAGCAUGUAAGUGAGUGUGAAAUAUGUUUUGGGAUUUUCACUGUUAAUCUUCACGAGAUAAUUCUUUUCAAAGAUUUGUCAUGAAUUUUGGUUGCAAAAUUUC
Molecule: messenger RNA, 2914 nt
Organism: Hemiscyllium ocellatum (epaulette shark)
Lineage: Eukaryota; Metazoa; Chordata; Chondrichthyes; Orectolobiformes; Hemiscylliidae
Gene: amz2
Product: archaemetzincin-2
Exons: 7
Coding region: 313-1377 (354 amino acids)
Biological process (GO): proteolysis
Molecular function (GO): metallopeptidase activity
Source: RefSeq, a predicted model, not a curated record